UUGUACUCAGAUAAAAGAUGAGUGGUUUGCAGGUCCUUGCCCUCAGGCAGCUUGUGACUUCCUAGGAAGCCUUUCUUCCUGUUUCUCUUCAGCAAGGGUUUGAGGUUAUAAUGACCUUACCGGCCUGGAGUGUGGGCUUGUGGGCGCUGGAAGACACAGUGAUGAAUAGGAUGUGUCCCAGUCCCCACAGAAUCCGAAACACAGAAACGGAUUUGAACGAAGAUAACAUGAACCCGCAACUAGCCAGGCUCAGUUCCCAACUGGAACGCGGGGUGACUGGUUUCCACCUUCUUGUUGGGGCCUCCGGGUUGAUAGGGCCGGAUACCGAAAUAGGACUGCUAGUCCCGCCUGGCUGUGAACAGGAGUGAGAUACGCUUAGCUACAUUCAUAAACAGCUGGAAUUCAAAGCCUCAGGUCCCGAAGGGAGGGCCUUUCUCAUUUAGGAGGGACCCAGAAAACCUUGGUUUCUGUUCCACUGUUGCCAUCCCCAAAUUUGAAUUCAUCUGCCAGCUUGUAUGAGAAAAAUAAAUACUGAGGUUCGAGUAGGCGCAGAGCUGGCUAGAGCUUUCGAAUUUCCCUUUUCCUGAUGUCCAGUCUUUCAGGGGUAGGGGGAUGAACCACAACUCCCCCCCCCCCCCAAUCCAGGGCUGCCCCAGUGAGAACCAGAAAGGCGCGCCUCUCCUCAAACCCGGGGCAUUAGCUGAGUCUCACCAGGCAGUGAGGUGGAGGAAGGAGGAGGGAAACGCUCUCGCUGCUGACCUUCAAAGGAUGUAGACCGGAGGAGAUCUGGUUACAUGCCCUUGAACUCCUGCCCCUCCCCCUUCAGCUUCCUCUCAAUGGAGUCAGGAAUUCCAUUCACAAAAUGGAGGCAUGAAUGAGCCCACCCUCCCGCCUCCUCCCGGAGGUGUCGGGUUUCACCAUCUCAUUCAUAGGUGGGAGUGGAGGGGGUAGGGCGGGAAGGGGCUGGGACUUGAACGGGUGGCUUCACACAGCCGCCUCCUCCAGGUGGAGUAGGGAUAUUUCCAUCCUAGGGAGUAGAAUGAAAAGGGAGUGAAUAUGCUCUGCUGUCAGAAAUGAAAAAAAACACGGCCCAGUGCCCACUGCCUUGUCCCCAGAUACAGACACAUUCUGGCUUCUGGCGUGCUCUCGCUCUCCCCACUUCCUCCCUCUCCCCCUCUCCCUCUCUCUCCCUCUCCCCCUCUCCUUCCCUACCUACCUGCUGGUCUUCCCCCAGCCCCAGACCUCCGUUUCUUUCCUCCCUCCCUAAACACAUGCUCAGUGCUCUCUCUCUCUCUCUCACACACACACACACACACACACACACACACAGCUAGGAACCCAACCUGCUGACCGGAGGUUAGCCCAUUCCAAGGGAGUCUUAGGCAUGGACACUGAACCCUUUCCCCGGAGGUUCAUCCCUCCCCUUCCUCCUCCCCCUAAACUCACAGGAAACAGCUGUUCCCUGGAAUCUUGGGCCUUGUGCAACAGUUUGCCAGGCCCAGCUGCUGCCGGCCAUGCCCUCUGGCCCAAACUUCAAGCUGAGAGAUGUCCCUGGGUGUGCAUCAAUGUAUCUUCACACGGAGGGUUUCUCCGGACACUCUCCAGGCGACGGGGCCAUGGGUUAUGGCUAUGAGAAACCUCUUCGACCAUUCCCAGAUGAUGUCUGUGUUGUCCCUGAGAAAUUUGAAGGAGACAUCAAGCAGGAAGGGGUCGGAGCGUUCCGAGAGGGACCGCCCUACCAGCGCAGGGGCGCCUUGCAACUGUGGCAAUUUCUGGUGGCCCUGCUGGAUGACCCAACGAAUGCCCACUUCAUCGCCUGGACUGGCCGGGGGAUGGAGUUCAAACUAAUAGAGCCUGAGGAGGUUGCCAGGCUCUGGGGCAUCCAGAAGAACCGGCCGGCCAUGAAUUACGACAAACUGAGCCGCUCGCUCCGAUACUACUAUGAAAAAGGCAUCAUGCAGAAGGUGGCUGGUGAGCGCUACGUGUACAAGUUUGUGUGUGAGCCUGAGGCCCUCUUCUCCCUGGCCUUCCCGGACAAUCAGCGUCCAGCCCUCAAGGCCGAGUUUGACCGGCCAGUCAGUGAGGAGGACACAGUCCCUUUGUCCCACUUGGACGAGAGCCCUGCCUACCUCCCAGAGCUGGCUGGCCCUGCCCAGCCCUUUGGCCCCAAGGGUGGCUACUCUUACUAGCCCUGGCCGCUGCUCCCCUACUGCCGGUGGGUGCUGCCCUGUGUACAUAUAGAUGAAUUUGGUGUUGGGGAAACCCUCACUCUGAAGCCCGCAGAUGUCUUUGGAGCCGAUCCCCGCUGGCCCACCAGUUGCCCCUGCCCAGACUCUGAACCGCUCACCAGAGUUGAUGGGAAGGAAAAGCCGAGACCCUGCAAGUGCAAAGGUGGGGUCUAGAAGCUCCUCUGGGGAUGUCACCUCCAGCCUCUUCCCAGGUUCUACGUCGAGGCCCAAGCUUCACUCCUCUCCCCCAUCACAGAGAAAGAGUCUGCUCUGUUCUGGGGGACAGAAGGCGCGUUCCCACUUUAUCCUGGUGGAGAAGGGUGCAUUGAGCUCCCCAGAUCUCCCACUGUGGGCAGACAGAAGUCUGGAUCCUGCACUCCGCUCCAAGCGGUGGCCCUGGAGGGUCCUGCUUGUCCAUUCUUGGUGCUGUGUUCCCAGAAGCAGGGGGAGGCUGGAGUAAGGAACCUGGGGUGGGGGAGGGGCUGCAGGGUGGAGACAGGGAGGGCUGGGCUCCUGCUCCUAGGGCCCUUUGCCUCUUCUCUGCCUUUUCCUAGGCCCGGGCCUGGGAUUCCACCCCCACCUCCACCACAUCUGCCAGACCCCAAUAAAGGCCCCUGCUUCUCCUUA
Molecule: messenger RNA, 2855 nt
Organism: Leopardus geoffroyi (Geoffroy's cat)
Lineage: Eukaryota; Metazoa; Chordata; Mammalia; Carnivora; Felidae
Gene: ETV4
Product: ETS variant transcription factor 4
Exons: 6
Coding region: 1515-2189 (224 amino acids)
Biological process (GO): cell differentiation; regulation of transcription by RNA polymerase II
Cellular component (GO): nucleus
Molecular function (GO): sequence-specific DNA binding; DNA-binding transcription factor activity, RNA polymerase II-specific
Source: RefSeq, a predicted model, not a curated record